CAGUGGCGCUGCGUAGGGCCAAUUUGAGCAUCAGAAAUCCAAGUCCAGAUCCUCCGCAGCCGAAAAAGGAAAAGAGCUUGCCAUGGUGGGAUGAAAUGAGAAACUACAUUCAUGGAAACACCUCCUUAUAUUUUUCUGAGUCCCAAUGGAAUAUUCUUGCCAGUACUGAUCCUUAUGAAAAGUCUGACAAGCUUCAGAUAAGAUCUGGGUAUAUGGAACUCCAGCAGUCAGAUGGCCGCGUUUAUUGUUUUGCAAAGAAGUUCAAGAUUCUAGUGAGCAGCUUGGAUAGCUUGUUGAAGAACUCCAACUUAAAGCGUCCAUCUGGCUUUUCCUGUACUUUCAUAGAGGCCCCGGCCUUUAGUCUUGAAGUGAUAAUGGAGUGGGAAUGUGAUUCUGGAAACCCUCUAAACCAUUAUUUAUUUGCAUUUCCCAGUGAAGGAGUGCCUCGUGAAAAAGUUUAUGAUCCAUUUAGAUCAACUUCUCUGUCACUACGGUGGAAUUUGUUGCUUAGGCCCUCUCUUCCCAUUCAUGAUAAUCAGUCAAGCUUAUGUGCAGUGGGUGAUCAGGGUGCCUUGGAUGCAGCUGGUUGUGGUGCAACGAAGCCAGAUAGCUUGUCAGUUUCUCCAACACUAAAACUUGGUCCUCAUGAUUUGGCAUGGAUACUGAAAUUCUGGAGCUUAAAUUAUAAUCCGCCUCACAAAUUGCGGUCUUUUUCUAGGUGGCCACGUUUUGGAAUACCGAGAGUUCCUAGAUCUGGCAAUCUUUCAUUAGACAAGGUGAUGACAGAAUUUAUGUUCAGAGUUGAUGCCACACCAGCAUGCAUAAGGCAUAUGCCUUUAGACGAUGAUGACCCAGCAAAGGGGCUGACAUUUUCUAUGACUAAAUUAAAAUAUGAACUUUAUUAUGGCCGAGGAAAGCAAAAAUACACCUUUGAGAGCAAGCGUGACACUCUUGAUCUUGUGUACCAGGGUCUUGACCUCCACAUGCCUAAGGCAUUUAUAAAUAGAGAUGAUGAUAGCAGUGUUGCAAAAGUAGUUAAAAUGACUAGGAAAACAUCACAAUCUGCAUCAACAGAAAGGUCUUCUAACGAUAAAACUAGCAGUGUGAGCAGCAGCAUGGAGAGACAGCGUGAUGAUGGGUUUCUUUUAUCAUCUGAGUAUUUUACAAUCAGAAGGCAAGCCCCAAAAGCUGACCCAGAUAGGUUGUUGGCGUGGCAAGAAGCUGGUAGGAGAAAUCUGGAGAUGACAUAUGUGAGAUCUGAGUUUGAAAAUGGGAGUGAAAGUGAUGACCAUACAAGAUCUGACCCAAGUGACGAUGAUGGAUAUAAUGUAGUGAUCGCUGAUAAUUGUCAGCGUAUCUUUGUCUAUGGUCUAAAGCUUUUGUGGACACUUGAGAAUAGAGAUGCAGUUUGGUCUUGGGUAGGUGGAAUAUCUAAGGCUUUUGAAUCUCCAAAACCAUCUCCUUCUAGGCAAUAUGCCCAAAGAAAGUUGCUGGAGGAUAGUGAGGUAAUUGAUAGAACUGAAUUACCUCAAGAUGAUAUCCAGAAGUCUCCAGUUAGUCAUUGUGCAAGCUCCUCUUCUCCACAACACGCGAGGCCAUCAAAAGCACAAGUAGAAUCACCUCCAUCAAGUGAAGUUAAAGUAGAAACUCUUCCAUCCAGUUCCGCUGCAAAGCUUGCCAACAUUGAAGACUGUGAGGGGGAGGGCACUCGCCAUUUCAUGGUCAAUGUCAUUGAACCACAAUUCAAUCUUCACUCAGAAGAUGCAAAUGGUAGAUUUCUGUUAGCUGCUGUCAGUGGCCGUGUUUUAGCUCGUUCAUUCCAUUCAGUUCUUUCCAUUGGCUAUGAAGUGAUUGAACAAGCUCUAGGUGGAGGAAAUGUUCAAAUUCGUGAAUCUCAACCUGAAAUGACAUGGAAUCGCAUGGAGUACUCUGUGAUGUUAGAACAUGUGCAGGCACAUGUUGCCCCAACUGACGUAGAUCCAGGGGCUGGACUGCAGUGGCUUCCUAAAAUUCGGAGAAGCUCACCGAAAGUGAAGCGCACUGGAGCUUUACUGGAGAGAGUUUUUAUGCCUUGUGAUAUGUACUUCCGCUAUACUAGGCAUAAAGGUGCAACCGCAGACUUGAAGGUGAAACCUUUGAAGGAGCUUUCAUUCAAUUCACAUAAUAUAACAGCAACAAUGACAUCCCGCCAGUUCCAAGUUAUGCUAGAUGUGUUGACCAAUCUUCUAUUUGCCCGGCUUCCAAAGCCUCGAAAAGUUAGCCUGUCAUAUCCGGCAGGUGACGAUGAAGAUGUUGAAGAGGAGGCUGAUGAAGUUGUACCUGAUGGUGUUGAAGAAGUAGAACUGGCAAGAGUGAACCUUGAACAGAAAGAAAGAGCGCAGAAGUUGAUCCAGGAUGAUAUUAGGAAAUUAUCUCUUUAUAAUGAUGCAUCUGUGGACAGGAACCCAGUAAAGGAAGGCGAUCUUUGGAUUAUUAGUGGGGGAAGGUCCAUUUUGGUGCAAAGACUGAAGAAAGAGCUACUAAAUGCUCAAAAAUCCAGAAAAGUAGCAUCUGCAUCUCUGAGGAUGGCUCUACAGAAAGCUGCACAGCUCCGAUUGAUGGAGAAGGAAAAGAACAAAAGUCCUUCUUGUGCUAUGCGCAUCUCUUUGCAAAUUAAUAAAGUAGUUUGGAGCAUGCUUGUGGACGGAAGAUCAUUUGCUGAAGCUGAGAUAAAUGAUAUGAUAUAUGAUUUUGACCGUGAUUACAAAGAUGUUGGGGUUGCUAAAUUCACAACAAAAUAUUUUGUUGUGAGAAACUGCUUACCAAAUGCCAAGUCUGAUAUGCUUCUAUCAGCAUGGAAUCCUCCUACUGAAUGGGGAAAGUAUGCAACAAUUUAAGUU
Messenger RNA from Nicotiana tabacum (common tobacco), 2879 nucleotides. The record is from RefSeq and is a predicted model, not a curated record. Lineage: Eukaryota; Viridiplantae; Streptophyta; Magnoliopsida; Solanales; Solanaceae.